Messenger RNA from Tarenaya hassleriana, 2680 nucleotides. RefSeq lists its product as uncharacterized. The record is from RefSeq and is a predicted model, not a curated record. Bases 1260 to 2588 code for a protein of 442 amino acids. The transcript has 5 exons. Lineage: Eukaryota; Viridiplantae; Streptophyta; Magnoliopsida; Brassicales; Cleomaceae.
UGGCUAUCGUAAACCUGGUAUGGGUAUCCCAACUUUUUCACGUACAAGUUUGUUUGGAUAUUUGAGAUUUGGAUGUUUGAUUUUUUUCGGUACAAAUGAAUUCAAUGCAAAAUUGGAUUUGGUUUGGGUAUUGAUAAUCUUAGAUUUAUCAAGCAAUACAAUACGGAAGAGGCAGAGAAAGAAAAAAAAGUUGCGAGAGACAGAGUAGAUCGGACCUUUCCGUAGCCGGCGAACACUUCCGCCGUCGACCCCAUGGGUCGGCGAAAGAAGAAAUCGCCUUCCAGAUCGCCCCCACCAAAGCCCCAUCAUCCCCGUGGAUCUAUCGAACCCCAAAUUCUCCUCCAUUCCCCCCUCUUCCCGACAAGACCUCCCUCCCCAAAUCCAUGGCGAGAUUGCAUUUGUCUCCCGGUCGGAAUCCUCUCCUCUUGAUUCAUGCCCUAACCCACUCGAUCAUCCUCCGCCUACACUCCGCCGCACCUCUUCCAGACCCAGAGAAAAGAGUUGCCUCCCUUGUCCAGAAAUCGACCCCCGUCGCCUCCCGUCAUGUUCCUUUUUCUAGAAAUUCCUUCUCCAACCAUUUUCGACCCCCUUUCAAAUUCCCCCACCAUCGCCUCCUAUAUCGCAGAUUUUCCGGCGCUCACCCCUCCGUAACCAAAGCUCCUGACAAACACCCUUUGGCUGCCCUCCCACUCUGCUCAGGGAUCGACAUUGAGCCCCCCAUACGGAAACUGAUACCACUCCCUUUGUGGAUGCCCCUUCUUAUGAUCUCCUCAGGGUCACCUGUACUGACGCUCUGGUCAACCAUCUUGCCAACCCCUGGAACAUGCUCGACCACAAACGGUCUUGAACCCUCUGGUCUGUCAUUCUCAAAUCAGUAUCACGAAACUCAAGUUCCCAAGGCCUCAUGGGUGGGUCUUUUUUCUGAAAUACACUCGCAUUCAUUUCAGUGGUACACCAUAAAAAUAAAAAUUUUACUCAAAUAGCCGAGUUGGGUCGCAGCAAUUUCUCAGGUACACCGAAAAAAUAGACAGAAUUAUCAAAUAUCGAGUUUACCCCUGUAAAAAAUGGAAAAGACCUACAAACCCUUAAUGAAACCCGCGUGUGAGGUAAAAACACGUGCGGAAUUUUUUUAAUUCGAAUUAAAUGAAAAACUAGUGAAAACGUUUAGUUAAAACCGUAAAAAGGAAAGUUAGGGUUUUUUACCCUUUCAAAAUCGAAAACGGCAAAGAGAAGAGAAAGCGAGGGAGGGAAAGUGACUCAUGCGAAAUCGAGAGAAGGAAACGAAUCGAGAGUCGAAAUCGAAGCGAAAUCAGCGGAGUGUCAGCGAAAGCAGGAAGAAAGCGACGAAACCCAGAAAAAUCGAGAGCCAGACGAACAAAAUGAAGCCAUCGUCGUCGAGGGAAGGAGGUCGCGGUCGAGGUCGAGUCGGUGCUGGAAUCAGAGUGGUGUCGAGGUUUGCCGGCGAGAGAAUGCAGACGGAGCCUGAGACAGAGAAUACGGACACGGAGACAGAUCCGGAGCCAGAAAGAACAAUGGAGGGAAAUGCUUCUCCGAAAACACAUAAUUUGGAUAUACCCAAAGCCGAAUUCUACUAUAAAUUUGACGACAUGAACAAGAUUUCGGUGAAGUUAUCGUCAAAGUGUUUCCACAUAGAAGCUGUGGAAUUACUCGAGCACCACAUGACGGAGGAGGAAAAAAAGUAUUUCACCGAACAAUCGCAAUUCAGGCACAUAUUUCAUAUGAAGAAGAAACAAUCAUUGAAGAUAAGUUUAAUGGUUGCACUCAUCAACCAAUCAGUCAAGACCAAGAAAGAUGACGAGUUAUGGUUCGUGAUGAACGAAGUCCCAAUUAGGUAUUCGCUGUGGGAACACGCUAUUCUCUGUGGUUUAAAUUGUUCUCCGUUGCCUGAGAAUUGGGAGGAAAUUGGAGGGUUCGAAUUCUACCGUAAAUUCUUUGGUCAAGAGAGUUUUGAAAAGGUUAUGAAAGCAGAAGUAAUGAAGAAGUUUGGAGAAUUAGCUGUAGAUGACAGAGAUGACCGAUUGAAGAUGGCUUAUUUGUUGCUGCUCAGUUAUGUCAUUGGGCACCAACAUUCGGAAUACGUGAAUCCAUUUCUGUUGAAGAUUGUCAACAAUGUGGAUGCAUGCGAAAAAUUCCCUUGGGGGACGUUCACGUUCAACAAUGUUCAUGAGUUUGUGGUGAACUAUCUGAAUAAACAUCGGAAGCCGGCUAAUCAGUGGAACUUACCAGGGUUUAUAAUUCCCCUCACGAUGUUGCCGUUCGAAUGUAUUCCCAAGCUUCGUUCAGGCGGAUGGUAUAGUGAAGUCAGGGUGGAAGGAAAUGUGAAACAAUCCUGUCCAAGGAUGUGCCGACGAUGUUUCAUUCCGAAAAAGAAGUAUGGAAUCAGACAAGGUUUGACAAGGAUCGGAAGGACGCAGGAUAUUGCGAGCAUUCUAAUUCCAGAGGAGGCUGAGAGGCGUCUGGUUGUGCAUUUGGAGACAAUUGAUAAUGUUGAUGAGGUGGUUGAUAGUUGGAUGGCGCAUUUGGUUGAAGAUGUGAAAUCUGUGAAAUGGAGAUAUACUCGAGGCUGAUGUGAAAUCUCGCAUCGAAGUGCCAAUGAUGCAGAAGAAAAGGAAAGCAGCUGCUUCAACAAGAAAUGUGGAAAAAAGAAGAAGAAGAAGUG